AGUUUUUGUUGCACUAUUGCGCAUGCGAACUAGGCCUUAUUGAUGAGAAGAUUCCAAGUGGGUGUGUCGGGGGUUGGUUUGGAAUAGCAGCCCGUGAACUUGGGGCUCAGUAGGAAAGAAACGGGAGAUACCGCGAGUGAGCGACGUGUGGGCCACAAGCCAUUUGGAUGAGUAUAAACUGAACCUGGAUCGUUCAUUUCAAGCUCCAGCUAUUCAUCGGCUCUUUUGUUUCACCUAAAUGAGCUCUGUUGAAACCGACCUCUAACAUCUUGGAUAGGUCUGAGAAAUGUUUUAUCAGAUGCCUGUAACAUUUUUCGACGUUGCUGCCUCAUUUUCAGAGGAGCAGUGGUCCCGAUUGGAGGCUUGGCAGAAAGAGCUUUAUCGAAAUGUGAUGAAAGAACUCCAUGGAGCUUUAACUACACUAGGUUACAAAAUUGAAAAUCCAGAAAUUUUGUUCAAAAUCAAAAUUGCAGAUAAAACUUGUGUGCGCAUUGAUAUUAAUUCCCAAGAAAGAGAAAAUAUUAAAAGUAAAGAUCUUCCUGAUGUAGUAGUAAGAAUAAAAGAGCAAACUCUGCUUCCUUGCACCAAAGAGAGAAAAAGUUUCAAAGAGAACCAGAAUACAGAUUCACCAGCCCAAUCUUCUCAAGAAGAUAUUGGUGGUAGAAAUCCGAUCUUUGUUAAAACCGAAGAAGAAAGUUAUUCGAUAGACCAUUAUAAUUCUGGAUUUGUUCAAUCUGAUGGCUCCACUGCUGGGCCAGUGGAAAUUAAGCAGGAAUCUGAACACACAAGUGAUGAUGCUAACAAUUUUGACAAUAUAAUUCCAGUUGUGGUAAAGCAAGAAGAUGAUUCCAGCAGUCAUGCAUUUGAGGAUACAGAACCUGUAGGAUAUUAUAGAUUAUGUGACCAAGCAAAUAGUGAGGGAACUCAGCAAGGCCCAACAUUAAACAUGGCUAUUGUACCCAAAUGGAGCAAUAUUGCUUCAGAGGUACAUGAAGAUCAACUUACCGUGGAAGCAAUUGCUGCUAAGGUCUCCCCAAUAAAUAAAAAGGAAACCUUUUUACCACGCUUUAGAAUACCCACAUGUGAAGAGCGAGAUAGUUUUAUUCAAGAGCAAAAAAACAAGAAUACUAUGAGGAAAACAAAAUCCGAUAUUUCUACUCUGUUAAGCUUCACUCUGCAGGUUAAGGAGAAAAGACAAAUUGAAGAUAUCCCUCAUGAAGAACUUGAUUUACUUCUGUCGAAGUUUAUUCUUGCAUUGAAAAGAAAAGAUGGCAAAGAAUAUGAAGCCCACACAGUGCGCUGCUUAAUAGGUAGUAUUGACCGAUACCUAAAAGAUCAAAAUUACCAUCAGCCGAUAUUACAUGGAAACAACCGUGAAUUUCCACUAACUAAUAAAACUCUUUCUGCAAAGAUAAAAUACCUUAAGAAACAAGGUAAAAGCAAUCGCCCUAAUAAGGGGGAAGCGUUAACAGACGAAGAUAUAGAAAAUCUCUAUAAAACAGAAAUUUUGUCCUUGCACAACCCUUCAAGCUUGUUAAACGUACUGUUUUUUAACAAUGGCAUCCAUUUUGCACUCCGAACCAAAGAACAAUAUGAUCUACAAUGGGGAGACAUUACACUGAAAAUCGACAAUAAAGGCAAUCAGUAUUUAGAGUACAACGAAAGGCGAGCCAUGACUGCAGAAAACCCCCAAAAUGUAAAGGUGGUCAAGCCACGGAUGUAUGGUACACCAGAACCACCUGAACGAGAUCCAAUCACUGCAUAUAUUAAAUUUAAAAACAACCGACCACCUUCAAUGUUGGCACCGGAUUCCCCCUUCUACCUGGCUCUGAACACAAAAUACAACCCAGGAUAUUCUCUUUGGUACCGUGCCAUGAAAAUUGGAAUCCACAAAAUGAGAUUAAUGAUGACCAGUAUGAAAAUAAAGGCCUCACUGCCAGAAUCUAGAAGAAUGAAAAGCAAUUUAAUCAGAGAAACAAUCCUGCAGAAUCGGACUUUCCAUCAAUUAUCACUUACAGAAGCUGAGCAACUGAGUGGACACGUGGAUAUUGACUGCAUAAACAACUACUCUGUAGUGAGUGAACAAAUACAACAAACUUUGUUAUAUCAUUUCAAAAACGACAGUGAAAACCAACUUGAAACUGCCACAUCCGCUGGCGGUGCUGCAGCACCAACGCUGUUUUGUAAUGUACAAGAAAAUAUCAACGGUAGAAUUAUGCUGGACUCCAUAGUUGGACACAAUUUUACUUCUGACUCGGACGAAACGGCAUUAAAAGUUUAUAGUGAGUCGGUUACAAAUGAACCACCAAACAAACGCGCUAAAAUUAUGUGUGUUUCGGACUCUGAUUAACAUCUGACCUGAUAAGAUGUUUUAAUAAUUCUCUUAUUGGUUAAUAAAAUAUGCUAAUUAUAAGGCAUGUUUGUAUUUAUUUUUUCUCAGAAUUUUUAGGUAAAUAUUACAAGACACAAUGUUUGUAAAAAUACAUGAAGCAUGAAACACUUUAGUAAUGUAGAAUAUCCUUAAUGCUUGCUGUCAAGUCAUUACAGUAUUCCUUUAAUCAUCUGUUCUUGCUGCCAGUACAAUUGUAUGGAUUAAUGAUACAUUAUAUUUCCAUUUUGCAUA
Messenger RNA from Xenopus laevis (African clawed frog), 2623 nucleotides. RefSeq lists its product as hypothetical. The transcript is spliced from 11 exons. Gene Ontology annotation, biological process: regulation of DNA-templated transcription. The record is from RefSeq and is a predicted model, not a curated record. Bases 287 to 2350 code for a protein of 687 amino acids. NCBI's taxonomy places the organism in Eukaryota, Metazoa, Chordata, Amphibia, Anura, Pipidae.